Molecule: messenger RNA, 3195 nt
Organism: Beauveria bassiana ARSEF 2860
Lineage: Eukaryota; Fungi; Ascomycota; Sordariomycetes; Hypocreales; Cordycipitaceae
Product: PhoD-like phosphatase
Exons: 4
Coding region: 1-3195 (1064 amino acids)
Molecular function (GO): FAD binding
Source: RefSeq, a predicted model, not a curated record
AUGAAAGUAAUCAUUGCUGGCGCCGGCGUGGCAGGCCCGGCCAUCGCCUUUUGGCUCGUCAAAGAUGGUCACGAAGUCACACUGGUCGAACGGUUUCCCUCACUUCGAACUGCUGGUUUACAAGUCGAUUUGCGCAACGAAGCGAUUGAGGUGGUUCGCCGGAUGGGUCUGCUACAAACCGUCCGUGACCGAUCCGUGCCAGAGAUGGGUACUAUCAUUGUCGACUCCAAGGGUCAGGAAGAUAUUGUGCAAAGGAAACUCCAUACCGAGACGGAAAGUGGCGUGCAAGGAAAGACGAGCGCCUACGAAAUUAUGCGCCGCGAUCUGAUUGAAAUUCUCUACGACGCAACAAAGGAAAACGUGACGUAUCGUUUCGGGCUAUCUGUCGACCACUAUCGAAAUAUCGAGGGCGAUGAGAAUAAUGAGGAAGGUCCCAAGACAGACAAGGUGGAGGUGACGCUCUCUGAUGGUAGCAAAGAGAUGUACGAUCUCUUAAUUGCGGCGGACGGACAGGGCUCGCGCAUUCGCAAGCACAUGUUCUUUUACAGACCAGAAGACGACCAGUCCCGAUGGCUGGGCGUCUUUUCCGCCUACUUUACACUACCGCGAAGAGACUACGACACGAGCUUUUGCCGCAUGUACCACGCGACGGAGCGGCGGCUGGCCAUGACUCGCUGGCACAAGGAGGACCAGGGGCAGGUAUACCUGAUGGCGAUGAGCAACACGGAGCGCUUCCGACGCGCGCUGGACCGGGACGUGGCCAGCCAAAAGGACGCCUUUGCGGCCGUGUUCAAGGGCAUGGGGUGGCAGGAGGAGCGCAUCCUGGCCGCGCUCACCGACGCCGAGGACUUUUACGCCGACGAGAUGCUGCAGCGCCGGAGCACCGUCUGGUCGCACGGGCGCGUGGUGCUCCUCGGCGACUCGGCGUACUGCGCGUCGCCCAUUGCGGGCGUCGGGUCCAGCAUGGCGCUCAUCGGCGCGUACGUGCUGGCCGGGGAGCUGGCGAGCCACGGCGAGCGGGACGUGGCGGCGGCGCUGGCGAGCUACGACGCGACCAUGCGGCCGCUCGUCGACCAGAGCCAGCGCCUGCCCAAACGCUCGCUGCAGGCGUGGCUCCCGCUGUCGACGUGGUCCAUCAAGCGCCUGCACGUCAAGGAAUGGGUCCGCAGCAAGGGCCGCGGCGCGCAGCCGUGGGCGAAAAAGGUCCGCGACCAGCGCUGGCUGCUGCCCGACUACCCCGAGAUGUGCUGGCGCUCGAGGUCCGCGGCCUGGGCGAGCCUGCCGUCGACGGCGCGGUCCUCGCUGACCGAGGACUCGCGCUCGAGGUCCUUUUGGUCGCCGGGCGCGUACAGCGCGACGUCGUCGGUGGGGGACGACAUAUGGCUGCCGUCAUAUGAGUUGCGAAAGGAAGAACGGACGGAGCGGCUUGAUCGGUUUCCUGCUCAUUUCCCGACCGUUGUCUUUGCUGCUUUUGCCAUCUACCUUCCCGCCUUCUUGGCUACGUACCGAGCGGGCCCAGAACUGGAAGUCGUCGAUGAUAAGAUUGACGUCGUUGUAAAAGAAACCACCAUCACCCCCAGUGAUGAUAAUGGCGCUUCGGCCGUUGUUGCCGACGAAGUUGAUGUGGAGGAAAAGGUUCUCCUUCGUGAGAAGCCCGUCUCCAAGUGGAAAAUAUUGGCCUAUGGCGCACCAAGCUCCAGCCAUCAACUCUCCUCCAUCCUAACUUUCCUCAUCAAUGGCAUACUUGUUGCCCUUACUGCCGAUGCCUUGUUUCGCGCUCGUAUCCUUUACCCUGUCGACGAUAUUUCUUUCGUUCGACUGGGCUAUAUCUCCAAUAGUGAAGCCAAGAUGCUUCUCCGGGAGCCUGAUCAGGCGAAAAUGCCAGUCACCGUUGAGACUCGCAUCGCGGAUCCCCAGCCCCCGUUUGAAGACCCCAUCUGGCGUUUGGCGGGCGGGCUUGAGUCAACAACAAGCGAGACUGACUUCACAGGCAUUGUCAAUAUUCCUUUGAGUUCCAAACACACACGCUGGUACGAGUACCGGACCUCCAAUAACCACACCGGACGCUUUCUUUCUGCUCCUCGGCCCGGCCAACUGUCUGACGAGACGGAUGGCAAGUUCACUUUCUUGUCUACUUCGUGCAUUUUGCCGCGUUUCCCGUACAACCCCCUGGACCACGCCUUAGCCAUCCCUGGUCUGCGCCAUCUCGCCGACAAGCUACCUAGCCUGGGUGCUCAAUUCAUGCUGUUCCUCGGCGACUUCAUUUACAUUGACGUGCCGAGCCGCUUUGGCAAGUCAAUCGAUGAGUACCGAAUGCAAUAUCGUCAGGUCUAUGCCUCGCCAGACUGGGCGCCUGUUGGCCAGAAUCUGAGCUGGAUUCAUGUUCUUGACGAUCACGAAAUCUCGAACGAUUGGGAUGCCAACAACAGUGGGGUGUACCAGGCUGCGGUUCAGCCCUGGGCCACCUAUCAGGCCAAUGUCAACCCGCCCAAAGCUCUUCGCGCUGGUUCCAAUAGUGCUCAGCGCCAAGGUGCCACUUGGUACACGUUUGCCCAAGGUCCGGCCAGCUUCUUCCUCAUGGAUACCCGCAGCUACCGCUCGCCUAACAAGGUACCCUUUGAAGACGAAGAGAAGACGAUGCUCGGCGCUGAGCAGCUGGAGGACUUCCUCGCCUGGCUUGCACGCCCGGAACCACGCGGCAUUCGGUGGAAGAUUGUCGCUUCUUCUGUUCCUUUUACCAAGAACUGGCCCGUCAAUGUCCGGGAUACUUGGGGUGGCUUCCUUGUUGAGCGACGCAAGGUACUCGAGGCCAUGUGGGAUGCUGGUGCUCGCGGCUUGGGUGUCCUCAUCCUUUCCGGCGAUCGUCAUGAAUUUGCCGCCACCAAAUUUCCUCCACCUGCGGAUUCAAAAUGGCCUGCUUCUGCUGCUGUGCACGAAAUUUCCACCAGCCCUCUCAACCAAUUUGCUUCGCCGUUUCCUACCUAUCGGCAGACUGAUGAUGAGGACGUCGAGCUGAAGUAUAUCCCGUCUGGCUCUUCCAAGUUUGGAGCUUAUACGAUUGAGAAUUUCGAUGGCGAAAGCCUGCUCCAGUACCAGCUCUUUGUGGACGGCAAGGAGGCCUGGAACACUACACUCGUCGCUGCUAAACCUGCGGGCGGCACAUCUAGAUCUUUCUGGGAUUUCCUCAAGUUCUAG